This is a messenger RNA of Esox lucius (northern pike), 955 nucleotides long. Its product is annotated as dual specificity phosphatase DUPD1. Lineage: Eukaryota; Metazoa; Chordata; Actinopteri; Esociformes; Esocidae. Gene Ontology annotation, molecular function: protein tyrosine/serine/threonine phosphatase activity; MAP kinase phosphatase activity. Gene Ontology annotation, cellular component: cytoplasm. The record is from RefSeq and is a predicted model, not a curated record. Gene Ontology annotation, biological process: negative regulation of MAPK cascade; protein dephosphorylation. Bases 123 to 758 code for a protein of 211 amino acids. The transcript is spliced from 4 exons.
CCUGUUCUGUCACUGGUCUCUGUCCUGAACAAAUAUCAGGGUCCCAAAAUUUUACUUCCAGCCCCCAUGUCAAGGUCUUGAAUGGACCUUGUGUGAAAGAAGAACGUUGUCACCAGAAAAACAUGGCUUCUUCCAGCUCCAAGACGUCGGAGACCUUAAAGAGGAAGUUUGUUCCUAAGAUGAAGCCACUUGAAACUGAGGCUGAAUACGUCACACCUGGAGUCUAUGAGCUGGAGAAGAUCCUUCACCGUGACAGCGUGGAGUACACUCACAUCAAUGAGGUCUGGCCCAACGUUUGGAUUGGAGAUGAAGCGAGUGCAAAAGACAAACACGGUCUGAAGAAGCUGGGCGUGACACACGUGUUGAAUGCGGCGGAGGGGACGUACAACAACGUGGACACGGGCGCGGAGUACUACCGUGACAUUGACCUGAUCUACUCUGGGGUCACGGCCGAGGAUACGACAACCUUUGACAUCAGCCAGUACUUCUUCUCUGCAGCUGAAUUCAUCGACCAAACCCUCAGCAGGCCUGAAAAUAAGCUCCUGGUUCACUGUGUGAUGGGCAGGAGCCGUUCAGCCACCCUGUUCUUGGCCUACCUGAUGAUCUGCAAGAGCAUGACGCUGGUGGACGCCGUGGAUCACGUGAAGAGGCGGCGACGCAUCAUCCCCAACUGGGGCUUCCUGAAACAGCUGAGAAAGUUGGACACCUACCUCUUAGAGCAGAGGGUCCAGGGGACGAAUCCAGAGGAUGAAAAAUGACAAAGUAUUUAUUAAAAAAAAGGGUAAAAUGUUUAAUAAGUUGGUUCCACAAGAAAUGUGCACACCCUACUCCACAAUUAAGUGAACAUGAUGGUUUUAUUUUAGGGUAUAAAGAGGACACUGCCCGAUGUAUAUUUUAAACUUCCAAAAUCUUAAACGAAGUCCGUUGCAAGUCAAAAGAGUAGAAUCGUGGCCGU